Aspergillus ibericus CBS 121593 is the source of this 1637-nucleotide messenger RNA. RefSeq lists its product as uncharacterized. The record is from RefSeq and is a predicted model, not a curated record. Bases 1 to 1308 code for a protein of 435 amino acids. Lineage: Eukaryota; Fungi; Ascomycota; Eurotiomycetes; Eurotiales; Aspergillaceae. The transcript is spliced from 4 exons.
AUGUCCACGACCAGCAGCAUUGAAGAAACGAUGAAAGACCUCCUCGACCGCGGCGAAGUCAAGCCAUCCUGGCGCGACAAACAAUUCGUGCACUUUCUCGACCUGAAGGAAGCAUACGGCCGCGAGUUCCUCGCCCGUGUCAAAGAACACGCCGAGUCGACCGGCUUCAGCUGGGCCGACCUGGCUCGAUCCGAGAACGAGAGACGUACCUGCGCCAAGAUGUUCGUCGAUAGGUUCGGCAUAACCUACUGGGGCACGCCCGCCAAUCGACAGAAAUAUCUCCAGGAAGAGUGUCUGGCGGACCCGGACACGCUUUGUGUUUAUCCUGAUAGACGGGAGGAGAUUGUUCGGACGCUCAUGGUACUGUUGGAACGAAAGGCAAAGGGGUACGCGAGGUUGAGUACCGAGAAACCGAAGGUCUGUUGUCGUCUUAACCCCAACUUCAAUUCCACCUCCAAAUCCAAACGCAAAAUGACCUCCCUUGCCAAAGAGACCGACGAAGACUACACCGAGGCAAUGUCCACCGGAGACAAACUCACCUACAAGAUCCCUCGCACCCGAGCCCUAUCCAACGCCAUCCGGCCUUUCAAAGCAGUUCUUUCUGACAGCGACUCCUCCGCCGAGUUGAACAUGUCCUCCAGAAAGAUCCAGAAAGCUCCCAAAUCCAAGAAAAAGCCCGAUCAUUCCCAUCCUCAUCCCACCAAACCGGUAUCCACCACAUCUCCAGCACCAGCUCCAAAAUCACCCCCCAAACCCACCAAAAAGGAAAAGAAAUCCCCCUCCACCUUCCUCCCUCCUCCCCCUCCGAUGGGCACCUUCAUCCACACCAACACCACCACCACCACCACCACCUCCACCUCCACCCCAACCCCCCCGACCAACCCCACCACCACCGCCCUAAGCGCAGCAAACUACACCUACCUCACCACCAUCCUCGCGACCUCCACCACCCAAGCCAAAGAAGGCAUGGCGCCCGUCUGGAUUCCCUACGAGCACUUCACCUCCACAUCCUCCUUCCUAGACUCCAUGGCGGACCAAUGUAAUCUCCUCGAAUGGAACCCCACGAUGCAGUUGAGUCGCGAGGACGCGGACUGGUUCGCGCCUGCGAAUCCGAGCGCUGGCUCGGUGAUUGCGGCGUCGGUGCGCUUUGAGUGGUCGGAUUUUGAGAUUCGGGUGAGGCAGGGGCAUGAUGAGGAUUGGGUGGUUGUGCAGAGGGAGUUGGUGAGGGCUUGGAGGGUGAGGAGUGAGGGGGAUGGGGAUGAGGGGGUGGAGUUUAAGAUUAGAGUGUUGCUUCAUGUGAUUGGGUAGGUAAGUUAUUUGUUCAUGGAGGAGGAGAGAGAGGGUGUGUGCAGUGAUUUGGGGUUCUGAUGGGGUUGUGCUUUGAUUUUGCGGUUCAGCAGCUUAAUGAUAAUGAUGUGAUGUGGUUAUUUGGGGUCAGUUGUGUAUACACACUGACUCGGUCUGUUGUGUAUGCAUGCUGCCUUGGAUCGGUCGUCUCUUUCUUUCUUUCUUUCUUUCUUUCUUACUUUCUUAGUUUUUAUUUUGUCUUAAUUCUCUGAAUUGGUUUGUCGCUUUCUUUUACUCCUUUGGUUACUGAAAAAGAAGGAAAAAUAAAUUAAAACCAUGUAGCAUCUAGA